Messenger RNA from Cyphellophora europaea CBS 101466, 1950 nucleotides. RefSeq lists its product as uncharacterized. The record is from RefSeq and is a predicted model, not a curated record. Gene Ontology annotation, biological process: neutral lipid catabolic process; macroautophagy; piecemeal microautophagy of the nucleus. The transcript has a single exon. Lineage: Eukaryota; Fungi; Ascomycota; Eurotiomycetes; Chaetothyriales; Cyphellophoraceae. The coding region runs from base 1 to 1950 and encodes 649 amino acids. Gene Ontology annotation, molecular function: glycerophospholipase activity.
AUGAAACACAGGAGAAAGCACACAAAUCAAUGUCCGUCGAGCAGACGUGUGACCGCUCUGUCGCUCCUCACUUUCUUCGCGACGUCAGUUGCCGCCAUCGAGCAGGCACCUGCGAUAGAGCCGUGGAUUCCCUCACCCAUUCCGCUCGAACCUGAAACUCACGAUUUUACGCUACGCCACAUCUAUCACCGGGGCACUUAUCAAGACCCAAAUCUCCAUGUCCGGGCCGAUGUACACCCUAACGCGGGCGAGGUGAUACCUUUCGCCAGAAUCGCGGCACGCUCAAGGACAACACCGAUCGAACGUCUUGUAGACCGGCAGCCCGCCCGCAUUGAGCAGCAUCUUGCAGAAGCUCGUCUGACCGGCCAGCCAGCGGCAUUGGAUGCUUCCCAAUGGACGAUCGACGAGGUCUCCGCACCCGAUGUCACAAGCAAGGAUACGGUCAUCAACCUGGCUGUGAUGGCGGCAAAUGCAUACGUGCCGGAGCCAUACCAGGGCGAAUGGGAGAAUGUUACAAACGGAUACAAUGAUUCCACAAGCUUCGGCUGGCAAGGAGAUGGACUACGAGGGUACAUCUUCGCCGACGAAGGCAAUAAAACAAUCGUGCUCAGCCUGAAGGGAACGUCUCCGGCGGUUUUUGAUGGCGAUGGGACCACGACAAGGGACAAAUUAAACGACAACCUCUUCUUCAGCUGUUGCUGUGGAUCAGGGGGGCAGUAUUUCUGGCGACAAGUUUGCGAUUGUUAUACAAGCACCUACACCUGUAACUCGACCUGCCUGGGGCAAGCUCUCCGCCGUGAAAACCGGUACUAUCGCGCCUCCAUCGAUCUAUACACCAACGUCACCAAGAUAUAUCCAGACUCCCAGGUGUGGAUCGUUGGGCAUUCGUUGGGGGGCGCAGUCAGCAGUCUGCUGGGCAUGACUUUCGGAGUACCCGUUGUCACGUAUGAAGCACCAGGGGAUGAUCUUGCCGCCAAGCGUCUCGGUCUUCCACGUCCUCCAACUGGUGAUCCCAACAAAGCCUAUCGACGGCAUUAUACAGGGUCGGUACAUAUCGGGCACACCGCUGACCCAGUCUUCAUGGGAACGUGCAAUGGUGCAACUUCGACUUGUACACUGGGAGGCUACGCCAUGGAAUCGCAGUGCCAUAGUGGUCUGCAGUGCGUCUACGAUACAGUUACGGAUUUAAAUUGGCGAGUCGGUAUUGGAAACCACAAGAUCCACAAUGUCAUCGAUAACGUGUUCCGGAAGUAUAAGACCGUGCCGAAAUGUGUACCAGACGACGAAUGUCGAGAUUGCUUCAAUUGGAAGUACUUCGAGAGUAAUGGCUCGGACAGCACGACCACUACCACGACAAGCACCACGUCAAAUACACGAACGAGGACGUCAACCUGCAAAACACCUGGUUGGUGGGGCUGCCUCGAUGAGACGACAACCACUCAGCCAGUAGUAACCACCACCUAUACCACAACGACAUGCAUCUCACCGGGAUGGUUUGGUUGCAAUCAAGAAGAAAACACCACGAUCACGACGACCACCAUCCCCGCAACAGGCACGACCACUACGACAACCACAACAUCGACGCCUUCGACUUCAUCCACCUCGUGCGAUCAUCCCGGUUGGUGGGGAUGCAAGGAUCCUACACCUACAUCUACAUCAUCGACCGCAAAGCACACAGACGACCAUGAGACGUGUGAGACCCCGGGGCUCUUUUUCGGCUGCAGAGAUAGGCAUCACCACACUUCGACGUCGAGCUUUCCUAUCACUUCGGCGCCGGAUUCGACUGGCGUUGCUACUAGCACAGCCUCGUCCUCGAGCUCGAGAUGGAGCUGCAAACAUCCUGCGUUCUUUGGCCUCAUUUGUCUGGAUGAUGAUGACGGUGGUGAUUUUGGCGAAUCUAUUGCACCAACAAUGGUGGGUGGUGAGGAAGAGUGGAACAGUGAGCUAUGA